AUGGAAACCCCUGAGCCCGGUCAGGCUGAUGGUGAGGAGCAGAUGAUGGAUUUGAGACCCAGCACCCGGUCUAACCCAGAGGGUGCAGAAGACUGGCGCAGCAGCAACGGCAGCCUCAACAACAGCCUGGCGUCCCCCUGGCCUGUUAAGCCCAAAUGCAAUAUAGCAUUUUCAUCAUGUUAUUCUCUUCCUCUUCCGAAAAUGCUGCAGUCUCCCUAUUUUUUCUUUGAUGUUGUUUAUUUUCAUAAUGGAACUGAAGAGCAGACAGAGGACACUAACUGGAGUGACGUGUACACCUCCUUCAGGGGAUGGGCAUCACCUAAAGGGAUGUGCUAUCGUUUUGAGGUGUCACUGUGUGGUGCUGCCAUUGAGCUGCACAACUGUAUGGCCAAACUGCUCUGCCACCCGCUGCAGAGACCCUUCCAGAGCCAUGCCUCAUACAGCCUGCUGGAGGAUGACCUGAGGCCACAGUGUAAUACCACUGAUGAUUUCACUCAAGGGACCGCUUAA
Myxocyprinus asiaticus (Chinese sucker) is the source of this 510-nucleotide messenger RNA. Its product is annotated as BRISC and BRCA1-A complex member 1-like. The transcript has 3 exons. The coding region runs from base 1 to 510 and encodes 169 amino acids. Gene Ontology annotation, cellular component: BRCA1-A complex; nuclear body; BRISC complex. NCBI's taxonomy places the organism in Eukaryota, Metazoa, Chordata, Actinopteri, Cypriniformes, Catostomidae. Gene Ontology annotation, biological process: positive regulation of DNA repair; mitotic G2 DNA damage checkpoint signaling; protein K63-linked deubiquitination. The record is from RefSeq and is a predicted model, not a curated record.